AUGGCAAAAACUUUGUUCCUCUUGGUUUGUUUGGUGAUUGUUUUGGCCCGUACAAGGUAAACUGGGGAUAUAAUUGAUUAAUUUGUUAAAUAUUUCGAAAUCUAAAACGUUGCCUGUGCUACAUUUCAUUGAAACGUCCAGAAAUAAGUGGUGGCAUUUAAAGCAAUUUUAAUACCUGGACGAUUCUUGUUGACUUUAGUGUAGUCAUGUCCUUAUACAUAAUUAUACAGCUAAUUCAAUGAAGGUUGUCCUUCCAAAAACGUAAACCUUAAACUCUGAGCGCGCAAAGUAUGCUGGGUUAUUGCUUAUUUAGACUCAUAAACUCUGAAAUUCGUUAAGGGCGAAAUAGGUGAAAACCCAUCAUCCCUUGCGCGCUCAGAGUUUAAGGUUUAAGGUUUUGGAAGGACAACCUUAAUUGAAUCAGCUGUAUACUAAAGUAUAUGCUCAUAUAUUAUUCUUAUUUGUCGAUGUUUCAGGCAGCAGGUUUAGAAUUAAGUUUAACCAUAGUUAAUAUAAUUAUAUUAACUAUGGUUUAACCACCACCAUUGUAUUUAAACCGAUUGCUGAAGAAGAUAGCAAAAUUGCAUAGCUUGGAAGGGUGGGGGAAAAACCGAAUAUUCAGUGUUUUAUAUCACUAAUUGUGUAUUUUAAUAUUUACUAUAAUUUUACAUUUUAGUUACGCAUGGCGCAGGCUUGCUAGAAAAUUAUUUUCGUCACAGUAAGGAUGAACGUGUAGAUUUUCAACGGGGAGAUAAGCGCGAGGACGAUGCAGUAGGACUACCAGAAUGUAAGAAAAAAUCGUUUUGCUAUAUUGCACUAACUUAUAGUUCAAACAAGUCUUUGAGUACUACGAACGUCUAAAAUUCUGAGUAGUUCAGCUGAGGGGUCAAUUUUGAGGAUUUUGAAACCUCCAGCAAAAAUAUCCGGGUAUUUUGGGAUCGGUUUCUUUGAGAUCUUCAGCGGAUUUUAAAGGAUAUUUUAGGCACGACUUUAAGGCCGCAUUUACACUAUGACGCUACGGCAAAUUUACCGUAGCGUAUAGUGAUUUGCAUGCGGAAAGCCAAGCGUAGUGGUCAGUUGUUAAUACGCUACAGCAAACCACUCCGAGUAUAUUGUCAACACAUUACUAGGAAGCGUAGAUAGAUAGAUAGAUAGAUAGAUAGAUACUUUAUUGCGUAUGGUGAAUUUUUAACGAAACUGAUGUGUACUCAGAGUGGCAAAUGUAGUGGUCCGUAGUUAUUAAUUACGGCAACUGAACCACUCCGUCAUCUCCGUUAUAGUGUAAACACAAUAUGUCUCAAUACUACAGAAACGUAGUAAAUUUUUAACGGAAUGUUAGCCGUAGCGUUAUAGUGUAACUGUGUAAACGCGGCCUAAGAUUCUGAACGCAGUCUUUGCACAUUUUUCAUGAGAUUGUGAGAUUUUUAGCUAUUUCAUGUGUGGGAUUUUUAGCGACGGUUCGCGUGAUUUCAAGAUUUUUCGCCGAACGAUUUUUGGGGAGUGUACCCGAGGAUUUUGGAGUGAUUCACAUUCGAGUCUCAUUUAAAACAGUAAUUACAUGCAUCACCCUGGGGGCUGUUGUAGGAAAGCUGGAUAGCUCCAUAUUCGCCUGAUUAUACUUUAUAAAUUAAACUUUCUUUUUAUUAUAAUUGUCUUGUCCAUAUAUAUCCGUAUAGUUUUAAGCAUAGCACUAUUCGACCAUCUCAAACUCGUUAAUAAUUCUGAUGAGUAAAUCAGUCAACCAUAUUGCUUUACUUUGCUCAUAUUAUUAUCAUUCACCCCACUUUAAGUAGUGAUUUAUUCGUAUGGAUGUCAUUUCAAACCCUCCAAUUCGGACUGGACUAGAUUUCAAUUCAAGUCCUGGCAUUUUGAUCCAGCUAGUACUCGGCUUUGCCUCGGACUUGAUCAAAUCGCGCGGACUUGAAAUCUAGUCCAGUCCUCGUAGUCGCGGAUUUGAAAUAUUACUUCGUACAACCAAGCCCAGCUCUUUAUAUUUUUGUAAGAAGAUACGUCUCAUUAGAUUUUUUCAUUUCAGUUUAUUUGUCAUUACUGCCUGAUGGAGAACGUUUGGCCUAUGGUAAUAACCCCGAUUAUCAAUACAGGCGAAUGUCUUUUGAACCGAGGUACUAUAUCGGAAAAAAUCUUCUGCGAUUCCAUUUGUCUUACACUUCUGCCGACUUUUUGCUCGAACUGGCUGUUACAGUUGAUGGGAAAAAGCAGCAAUUAUACGUUGAUACAGAUUUGCAUCUCCGCGUGGCAGAUAAGGACGGGAAAAACAGUGAAUACGAAGAAGUCGCUCUGCAUUAUAAUCCAAAUAAAAGGAGCGUUUUCGUUACUAUCUGCAACCCUGAUUUCCCAUUCGAGCCUUGUGUCUGGCGAAGGAUGUGGCGAGGGGACGGAACGGAGCUGCAAAGCUUUCAACGGAUUGUAGCAAUAAUUACUCUGUGGAGAGAGUUGCAUGAGUGA
Paramuricea clavata is the source of this 2466-nucleotide messenger RNA. The record is from the annotation of a GenBank genome assembly. NCBI's taxonomy places the organism in Eukaryota, Metazoa, Cnidaria, Anthozoa, Malacalcyonacea, Plexauridae.